Cladocopium goreaui is the source of this 1167-nucleotide messenger RNA. The record is from the annotation of a GenBank genome assembly. Lineage: Eukaryota; Dinophyceae; Suessiales; Symbiodiniaceae.
AUGGUGACGGAAGAUCUUCGGGCUGCCUGGGGUGCUCAGAAGAAAACAUUGGACUUGGAGAAUGGUAGACCUGGUAGCCUGGUGGAAAUGAACUGCUGCCCGCAGUCAGACUCAUCGGACACACCCCACGAAAUCGAGAUGGCGAAGGCCUUCCAUCCCGUGCGCGAUGCGGUGAAGGCAUUGAGUAGCAAGUCCGAGGUGGAAGAUAGUCUGGGCAUGUUUGGGCAUCGUAUGCUCUCCACACCUUCAGGGUCUCAGGGUGAUCAGCCAUCCAACAUGGAGAAACCAUCGGCUUGUCGCAUCUCCGUGGCCGUGCGCUUGCGUCCCAGCAGUGGCGGCCACUGGGAGAUGUCUGAAAAGUUCCUGGCAGAUGGGUCGGGAGAGCGAUGGCGUUUCGAUGAAGUCUUUGGGCCCAGGGCUUCGAACUGGGAUCUCUACGAAAGGUCCGUGCAACAUGUGAUCGAUGCCUUCUGCGAGGGCGCGACCUGCACCAUCUUUGCCUGUGGCCCACGGGCAUCUGGGAAGACCUUCACCAUGCAGGGCGACAACAGCCACAGCCCCGGUUGGGUGCAACUGGCGGCUGCACAGAUCUGGGAGCAGCAACAGCCAAAGUCCAGGCAACUACUGCAGGUGUCGUACUUGGAGGUGGCUGAUGGGGUCAAAGACUUGCUGACUGGAGCCGACCUGCCCCGUCCCUGGCAGGAGAUGACGCGGCACACGGUGCGUUCGGGGCCAGAGGACAUCUUGCGGUGCCUCUUGGAAGGAAACAAGUGGAGGACUCGACGGGACCCUUCUGGAUCGAGGUCUCAUACCAUUUUCCUCAUCCACAUGGAGUCUCGAAGUCGCAAUGAGUCAAGGCCCUGCGUGUUGAGCUUGGUCGACCUGGCAUCGUGGGACGGUGAGGACAUGGGCGACAGCGUCAGCCGGUCAUUGCUGGCCUUGUCUGCCUUCCUCCGUGGCGCAGAGCCUGCGGCGCGGCCACGGGAACCGUUGACGCAGCUGCUGCGAAGGCCGCUGGAGGCAUCGGCCAAUGUGGCCGGGGUGCCUGGUGGAGCCUGGUGGAGCCUGGACUGGGGUGGUCUUGCCCAUCUUCGAAAAAUGGAGGCCUUGCCCAAAAUUUCACAGUCAGAACUGUCGAAACCAUCGUUAUUCACAGUGCAAGAAUAG